UAAUUUUGAAACAUACAUAUUCCCGGACAGUAGAGGUUUAGGAAAUGGUGUAGAUAUACUCUAGAGAAAUGGAAUUUGCGGUAGACAAAAAUGUAAAACCUAAAAGAAUGGCAAUACUCAGUAUUGGAGAUCUUCCAUCAGAGUUGACUUGCCGACCGUUAGCUGUCGUGGCCGUGCUCGGAUUAGACGUUCCUACAAAUCCUGUGCACACAGCUGUCUGGGAAUCAUUUACACUAAACAGGAAGCCUGAUAGAGCUCCUUUAAACUUCAAGCACAUCAAAGAAGGGCAUGAAUUCCCAAAAGCAAAACCAAAGAGGAGUUCCUAUGAGUGGCAUGUCCCGAAAGGUUUGCUGAAGACUAACUGGUUACACAAACAUGCUUCGGAAGUUCCUGCUGUGGCAGUUCUUUUUUAUGAUCUUGAUUGGGAUGAUCUGCUGUGGAAUGAAAAACGAGUUGAUUGUGCAAAUAAAUUAGAAAAUCUCAGAACAAACUUGCAGGGUCGAAACACCAAGAUUGCUUUGGUUCUUGUACAAAGGAAUCCACCACUUCCUGGUGGGGAAGACAUGCUUGCCACCGAGAGAGCUGCCGCUCUAUGCAGCACUUGUGAACUUGCAGCAAAGUCUCUAUUUGUUCUGCCUCACUCGGAUCAUCUGUUUGGGUACACUUUACGUCUUGAAAAGGCAUUCUAUGAGUUUUCUCAAGGUUACUACCACCACGAAACUAGAAAAAUAAAAAGCCAUCGUGAUCAUUUGAACAAAACUACACAUCAGCUUUUGUUUGUGAGACACCAGUUCAAGAUAGGUUUUUUGAACGAGCUAAAGCAAGAUAUAAUUACAGCACUAAAACAUUAUAAACAAUCGUACGCCAACUUGAUGGAAGUGAGAGCCUCGGCAGCUAACAUGUUGGAAGUUAAGACAGUGGCUGGCUUCAUUAACUACAAGCUUUGUAGGCUUUCGUUUUUACUGAAUACACCUUUAGAUGCGAUUUCCCAGUUUCGUAAGCAUAUUGACAUCUUUAAAAGUAAAACUGGUCCAGCGGAACUGUCCUUUGAACACAGCAGUUGGUUGUCUAAACAGUUUAGUCAUUUUGGAGACCUGUUUGAUGAUGCUGUCAAACAAGGCUUAGCAGCUACACAAACAAAACAUCCUGGGUUUUACUUUCAACAGGCAGCAAGUCAUGCUAUAAUGAGAAAAGAACUGUGUUUUUCACUUUGUCAGAAUGUAAUGGAAUAUCCAAGUCCAGAUCCACUAGAGGGAGUAGAAGACAUGGAAUUCUUUGGGCAAAGACCAUGGAGACCUGGUAGUCAGAGUAUCGAGCCUCCUGACCCACAGAGGGAAAACAAGGGAAUCCAGGCUCUGCAGUACAAGGAAGCUUACACAGUUAAUCACUCUACAAUCAUUAUAUCACUAUUAAGUAGUGCUGUUUCCCAGUUUAAGAAGUAUCGUGGACCUCGCAUGAGGAGACAUCUUAUGGUCCAGAUGGGUGAAGAAUACUUUUAUAGUAGGGAGUAUAACAAAGCUCUCGCGCUCCUAGGUCAUGUUCUGUGGGAUUAUCGAUCAGAACGUUGGCAGUACCUUGUUUCAAACAUCUUGACUACAGCACUGCGGUGUGCUUAUCUGUCGGCCAGCGUGCAAGAUUUUCUGACCCUCGGACUGGAGUUCAUAAGCAACUGGAUCCAGAGUGGCACAGAAGAAAAAUCUGUAGUUCAGAAUGGCAUACAGAAAGUUCUAGAGGGAAACAUUCCUCCUCCCCCUCUGCCGGGAAUGACAGUUGACAAAGAAGAAAUAGAAGAACUUUGGCAGAAAGCGUUAUCAGUAAGCAACGAACCUUUAAUUUUCACUGUCGAAAUGGGAUCGAUUAUUCCUUGUGUUGAAUGCAGGAUGAGGUUUGUUUCAAGAACAUUCUCUGCAGAUGAGAGGGUAGUGCUCCAGAUCCACCUGAGAGCCAAGUGCCCUCAGCCACUAAAGUUUUCUAAAUUGAGCAUUUUGUUCACAAAUCAGCAUUACAACGAACAGUGUGAAAUAUCAGAUGAAACGUCCGAGAUUUUGGGAGAGGCUCGUAACAUUGGCAACAGUACAAGUCUCGUUCUUUAUCCACAAAAGACAAAGAUGUUUACAUUUAGUUUUCUUGCCUCAGUUUCAGAUGUCGGUCAAGAUAUCACGGUAUCAGCUGUGGCCAUUCAGCUUGGGAAGGAGACAAGGUGUUGUGCUAUUCUUCGCUGGCCUGCAGCCGGAAAUGAAAGUAUUGCUUCCCGUCUGCCGUGGUCUUCAAACAUGACAGGACUGGGAGAUGAAUCAAGUUUUACACAGCUCGAAAUCCAACCAACCACAAAAAUUAUUCCGCGUCAACCACAGUUGUCACUCAGUAUUGAACAUCAACCGCCAGUUUUAAUGCAUGAGCUUUACUGUAUCCAUGUAAAGAUAGAGAAUAAAGAGAUAAACUCUGUGAGUAAUGUUCGUCUUCUCGUUGACCUGGAUGAGGAAGCAGAAGAUAUCGUACGUCAACAUACAUCUUUCAGCCGAGGUGAGGAGAAAGUUUCUUCUCUUCCUAUUCCUUGCCUGGAUGACGUGGUAGCUGACCAACUGCUUCCCGGAGAAAAGAUCAGUGAGGAGGUGUUCAUGAAAGUGAAUAACUUGGGAAGCAGAAUUAUCUUAAUUAAGGUAACUUAUGACAUUGAAGUUGAAGUCGACAACAAAACUCUUCUAUGUCAUUGCACCAGAGAGGAAAAAUUAGAAGUAGACACGAUGGAGCCUUUCAUUUUUUCUGUUAAUCUGUUGAAUAUGAAGUGUGAAUCUGUGCAGAAGCUCAGAGCAGAGGAACCAUUUCUUUUGCAAGUAGACGUCAUUUCAAACACAUCUCUGGCAUUAAGUAUUGAGAAGAGGAUGUUGGAUCUGUGUCCUGAAGUGAAGACAACAGACGAAGAUGUAGUUUCAAAUCUUGAAGAAG
Molecule: messenger RNA, 2946 nt
Organism: Limulus polyphemus (Atlantic horseshoe crab)
Lineage: Eukaryota; Metazoa; Arthropoda; Merostomata; Xiphosura; Limulidae
Product: trafficking protein particle complex subunit 11-like
Exons: 27
Cellular component (GO): cytoplasm
Source: RefSeq, a predicted model, not a curated record